Molecule: messenger RNA, 1302 nt
Organism: Arabidopsis lyrata subsp. lyrata
Lineage: Eukaryota; Viridiplantae; Streptophyta; Magnoliopsida; Brassicales; Brassicaceae
Product: eukaryotic translation initiation factor 3 subunit I
Exons: 8
Coding region: 147-1133 (328 amino acids)
Biological process (GO): cytoplasmic translational initiation
Cellular component (GO): eukaryotic translation initiation factor 3 complex, eIF3m; cytoplasm
Molecular function (GO): protein binding; RNA binding; translation initiation factor activity
Source: RefSeq, a predicted model, not a curated record
CCCUUCGUUUCUCAAGUGAACAGGUGAAGAAGAAAGCCGUCUUCCAUAAUCGUUUCUUCAAUUAUCUUCUGUUCUUUCUAUUGAUUCGAUUUCGUAUUUGUUUUCAAGGUUCGAAGCUCUUCGCAUCAAACCCUAGGAAAUUGAAGAUGAGGCCGAUUUUGAUGAAGGGACAUGAACGUCCAUUGACGUUCCUGAGGUACAACAAAGAUGGCGAUCUACUUUUCUCCUGCGCCAAGGAUCACACUCCCACCCUCUGGUUUGCCGAUAACGGCGAGCGCCUUGGCACAUACCGUGGCCACAACGGUGCUGUUUGGUGCUGUGAUGUCUCCCGAGACUCGUCAAGAUUGAUCACUGGUAGUGCUGAUCAGACUGCAAAGCUCUGGGAUGUGAAAUCUGGAAAAGAAUUGUUCACAUUCAAGUUUGGUUCCCCUACGAGGUCUGUGGAUUUCGCUCUUGGAGAUCAUCUUGCAGUGAUUACCACUGAUCACUUCGUGGACCGUAUGGCUGCUAUUCAUGUGAAGCGUAUUGCCGAAGAUCCUGAAGACCAGGUUAGUGAUUCUGUGCUUGUCCUUCAAUGCCCUGACGGAAAGAAGAGGAUCAAUAGAGCUGUUUGGGGUCCCCUGAAUCAAACUAUUGUUAGUGCUGGUGAAGAUACUGUUAUCAGAAUCUGGGAUACGGAGACUGGAAAAUUGCUCAAUGAAACAAAUGAGGAAGUGGGUCACAAGAAGGCCAUUACAUCGCUCUGUAAAGCAGCUGAUGAUUCUCACUUCCUUACAGGUUCACAUGACAAAACUGCAAAGCUUUGGGACAUGAGAACGCUGACUCUUAUCAAGACUUACACCACUGGGGUGCCCGUAAAUGCUGUCGCCAUGUCUCCACUUCUCAACCAUGUUGUACUUGGAGGUGGUCAAGAUGCAUCAGCUGUGACUACCACUGAUCAUCGUGCUGGAAAGUUUGAAGCUAAGUUUUACGACAAGAUUCUGCAAGAGGAAAUUGGUGGUGUGAAAGGUCAUUUUGGACCUAUAAAUGCUUUGGCAUUCAAUCCUGAUGGGAAGAGUUUCUCUAGUGGAGGUGAAGACGGUUACGUGAGGCUGCAUCAUUUUGACUCCGACUACUUCAACAUCAAGAUUUAGAUUCCGACUACUUCAACAUCAAAGAUUUUAGAUUCUUUGAAAAAGUCUCCCAUUCCGGAUUUUGUUUUCUCGCUUUUUUAACAUUUUCAUGUUUUUAUGUACUACCAAUACCAAUACCAAUACCUUGAUGAUAAAAGCUUUUGAAUUUUGGCAGAAUCUUUAGUUUUCA